Messenger RNA from Laetiporus sulphureus 93-53, 1389 nucleotides. RefSeq lists its product as uncharacterized. Gene Ontology annotation, molecular function: oxidoreductase activity, acting on the CH-OH group of donors, NAD or NADP as acceptor; formate dehydrogenase (NAD+) activity; NAD binding. Gene Ontology annotation, cellular component: cytosol. The transcript has 8 exons. The record is from RefSeq and is a predicted model, not a curated record. NCBI's taxonomy places the organism in Eukaryota, Fungi, Basidiomycota, Agaricomycetes, Polyporales, Laetiporaceae. Bases 162 to 1247 code for a protein of 361 amino acids.
AUUGCGCGAGACGCAGCGUAAAACUACACGUCUCUCCUACCCUCGUACCUGUCCACUUGAAAACGACCCGCUCGUCGAUUAGCCAUGUUCAGCCGACUUGUCUCUCGCCAGUCCGUCACCUCUCGUCCUCUUGCGCGGACACUCUCUAGCCCGAACGCGCAAUGGAGCCGUGGCAGGUUCUCGCCAUCCUCUACCGCGGUGGCGAGGCUGCAAAGCAGGAACCCCGCCUGCUCGGCACCGUCGAAAACGAGCUCGGUCUCCGCCCAUGGCUCGAGUCCCAAGGCCAUGAGCUCAUUGUCUCUGACAGCAAGGAGGGCCCCCACAGUGACCUUGCGAAGCACAUCGUCGACGCAGAAGUCGUGAUUACGACCCCCUUCCACCCCGGAUACCUCACUCGUGACCUCAUCGACAAGGCCAAGAACCUCAAGAUUUGCAUCACCGCGGGCGUCGGAUCGGACCACGUGGAUCUCAACGCGGCCGUAGAGCGAAAGAUCCAGGUGAUGGAGGUCACCGGCUCGAACGUCUCCUCCGUCGCGGAGCACGUCGUGAUGAGCAUCCUGCUCCUCGUGCGCAACUUUGUGCCUGCGCACGAGAUGAUCGAGCGCGGCGACUGGAUGGUCUCGCAGAUUGCGCGCAACGCGUUCGAUCUCGAAGGCAAGGUUGUCGGUACGAUCGGCGCGGGCCGCAUCGGUUACCGUGUGCUGGAGCGUCUCAUGCCCUUCAACACCAAGGAGCACGUCUAUCACGACUACAUCGCCCUUUCCAAGGAUGCGGAGCAAGCGGUGCGUGCUCGCCGCGUUGAAGACGUCAAGGACUUGGUCUCGCAGUGCGAUGUUGUUACCGUCAACUGCCCGCUUCACGAGGGUACUCGCAACCUCGUGAACGCUGACCUCCUCAAACACUUCAAAAAGGGUGCAUGGCUCGUCAACACCGCCCGUGGUGCCAUCUGCGACAAAGACGCGGUCGCGGCUGCGCUCAAGAGCGGCCGCCUGUCCGGCUACGCCGGCGACGUGUGGAACGUGCAGCCCGCGCCGAAGGACCACGUCUGGCGCACGAUGAAGAACCCGCUCGGCGGCGGCAACGGCAUGACGCCGCACUACUCUGGCACGACGCUCGACGCGCAGGCGCGCUACGCGGCGGGAACGAGGACGAUCCUGGAGAACUACCUCAACGGCAAGCCACAGGAUUUGGCGAACAUCAUUGUUGGCAUUGGCAAGUACGAGACGAAGGCGUACGGCCAGCGCUGAAUGACAGUUGGCGCUUGGGGCCGAUGAGGUGGCAUACCAUUGUAGUUUACUAUUCUCGCGCGCAUAUACUUUUGUAGCAGUAUCAAUGGCAGAAGCGUUCAAAAUAACACUUAUAUUUCAAGCCCGCCAACGUUAAACGCAC